Molecule: messenger RNA, 1537 nt
Organism: Lepus europaeus (European hare)
Lineage: Eukaryota; Metazoa; Chordata; Mammalia; Lagomorpha; Leporidae
Gene: LYAR
Product: Ly1 antibody reactive
Exons: 9
Coding region: 214-1347 (377 amino acids)
Biological process (GO): negative regulation of transcription by RNA polymerase II; rRNA processing
Cellular component (GO): nucleolus
Molecular function (GO): DNA binding
Source: RefSeq, a predicted model, not a curated record
GCCAUUGGCCGCCUUGGCUCGCACGCUCCGAGGGAGGCGCAGACCCUUGCAGCCCUGGACGUAGGAUGACAUGUUUGUGCCGGUUUUAACGCUGAAGGCCCCGCGGCCCAGGAGCCCGUGCGCUUAGGCUUUGCUGCACGUUGGGGGCGAGGCUGCCGUCACAAGAUUUAAAACCUAUCUUGGACAGAGAUUAUUUUAAUCAUUUAGCUAAAGAUGGUGUUCUUUACGUGCAAUGCGUGUGGCGAGUCGGUGAAGAAAGUACAAGUGGAAAAGCACGUGUCUGUGUGCAGGAGCUGCGAUAGCCUCUCGUGCAUCGACUGCGGAAAAGACUUCUGGGGCGACGACUACAAAAACCACGUGAAGUGUGUGAGUGAAGACCAGAAGUACGGUGGCAAAGGCUACGAAGGGAAAACCCACAAAGGCGACGUGAAGCAGCAGGCGUGGAUUCAGAAAAUUAAUGAAUUAAUAAAGAAACCUAAUGUCAGCCCCAAAGUGAAAGAACUUUUAGAGCAAAUUAGUGCUUAUGACAACGUCCCCAGGAAAAAGGCGAAAUUCCAGAACUGGAUGAAGAACAGUUUAAAAGUUCACAACGACUCCGUCCUGGAGCAAGUGUGGAGUAUCUUUGCUGAGGCCUCAAGCGCAGAGCCAGUCAGCACGGGGCAGGCCCAGCCGCCACCUGACCAAGUGGCAGAUCCCCGUGCAGAGACGCCCGCCCAGCUUCCCGCCUCUAAAGCGGGAGAGGCCACGGCGAAGCCAGCAGAGGCAAAGAAGAAGAAGAGAGAGAGGAAGGGAGACCGGCAGAAGGAGGAACCAGAACUGGAAAACCACCAGGAAACCCCAAAGGGUCAGAAGCCCAAGAAGUGCAAAAAGGGCCAGGGGGCUGGACUGGAGGCCAACGGGGAGGACACGCCCACCGCCAACGGCUCAGCCCGGAAGAGGAGCAAGAAGAAGCGCCAGGGAGAGGAGGCAGCGGACGGAGGGGGCGCGGGCCAGGAGGAGAUGACGUCGGCUGUGGGAAAAAGAAAGCGGAAGCACGCGGAAGCUGAAACAGAAUCUAAGAAGAAAAAGAUGAAGCUUGCAGGACAGGCAGAGGGCGGAGAAGUGGACGAGCAGCAGCCUGUGAAGGGUAAAUUCAACUGGAAGGGAACUAUUAAAGCAGUUCUAAAACAGGCCCCAGACAACGAAAUUUCGAUCAAAAAGCUAAGGAAAAAGGUCCUAGCUCAGUACUACACCGUGACCAGUGACUGUCACAAGUCCGAAGAGGAGCUCCUGGUCAUCUUCAACAAGAAAAUCAGCAAGAACCCCACCUUCAGGUUACUGAAGGACAAGGUCAAGCUCCUCAAGUGAGCAUUGGAGUCUAACACUGGGCCCCUCUGCGACUCCUCCCCCCACUGCUGUUUACAAGACGUGGAAUGAAUUGGAACAACUCAGAUUUUUGCUUUCUGAAGCUGUAUUUUUAAGUUAAGCACAAAGAUAUAUUUUUGGUAGAACUUUUAUGAAAAAAUAAAAUAUAUUCUUGUCCAAAAUUCUAAAUUUG